AUGGCCAAGAAGGGCCGCCGCAGGCAUGGAGGCGACCAGGCCGCUGCGCAGGCGGCGGCGCCUGACGCGCCAGCGGCUGGGGCGGCGCAGCCAGGAGCGGCCAGCGGGGACGCGGGCGCCGCGGCCGGUGGUGCCGAGCGGAGCGCGCACGUCCUGUCGGCCAACAUCGGAAAGAUGCGGUUCAUGCACAGCGCCCGCGAGGAGGAGGAGCGCCGGCAGCAGGAGAAGCAGCAGCUGCGCCACCUGGAAGAGAUGCGCUGGGUGGUGCCUGGCUUCGAGGCGGAGGUCGACGGCGCCGACACGGAGGCCGAGAAGCGGCCCCGGGAGCAGGGCGCGGCCGCGCCGUGCGCGGAGGUGCGGCUCCACAGGCGCUCCUACAAGGGAUUCAACCCUGUCGUGGAGCAGUGGGCCAAG
Molecule: messenger RNA, 414 nt
Organism: Prorocentrum cordatum
Lineage: Eukaryota; Dinophyceae; Prorocentrales; Prorocentraceae
Source: the annotation of a GenBank genome assembly